AUGCCUUCAACUGGAAGCUCUUCGUCUCCAGAGUACUCAGACACAGUGACGGCACGUGCCACUCCACCAGCGGCUCCGUCAUCUUCUCACGCGGCGCCGGCUGCACCACCAAUUUUGGCGGCCUCUCCCAACGGCAACAACGAGACGCGACCGAGUCCAUCAGUCACGGCGCCAUCCUCCCCAGCAGAUUUUCCCAUAGCCGAUGCUGCGGAACCAGAGGCUGCCGCACAAAACUCGUCGGAAUCCUCUCUUAUUCGAGUAACAGAGGAACAAGAAGGGAAAGCGAGCUCCCCAUGUGAGAUAGAUGGACUCCCUGCAAGUGGGCCUGAAGAAGCCCACCAAUUUCCAUGUCUCCUUGAAGUAGAUCAGUGGUGGUUGGAGAUCUAGAGAUGGUUUGUAUAUGCUAGAUUUGUAGAGAGCGGAAGGUCAGAGUAAGAUUCCUGCCUGAUCUGGGCAGCGAUGAACGCAAUUGAAGCGGCUGUGGGAGGAGUGGGAGAAGUGGUGGUGGCCGGUGGGCGGAAGAGAUGGUGACAAAAGUUAACAGUGUCUGACCCCAACAUCGGACUGAAAGUAGGGUGGUAUUCGGUCUGUAACCGGUUUACCGGUUUUCGGUAUACUAAGUGUGGGCAAGUGGGAAUCGAUUAUCGAUACCGGUUUGUAACCGGUAUACCGGUUACCGAAUUAUCGGUAAACGGUUAUAAACCGGUUUUACCGACUUACCAUAAAGAGUAGUUGCGGACGGUUUUUCGGUUCGGUUUACCGGAAAAUUACCGAACCGAAUUUCUGGGCAAUAGAGUGAUGUUGUAAUAUUUUGAUUUUUAUGAGUUUUUUCUUCAUUUUUGUAAUUAAUAAAUUAUUAUUAACUCUUAUUUAUAAUAUUUUUU
Messenger RNA from Linum tenue, 884 nucleotides. Lineage: Eukaryota; Viridiplantae; Streptophyta; Magnoliopsida; Malpighiales; Linaceae. The record is from the annotation of a GenBank genome assembly.